GUCACAUUCUCUGUAAGACCCUUUAUUUGUGUCAAUAAUAGGUAGGGCUAAAAAAAUAUUUAAUUUCAUUAAAUAUUUUUUCCACCUUCCUGCUCCACUUGUUAGUUGUCACAGCUUACAGGUACAAAAAAACCAACCACCCGAAACAAAGCCCAUGGAGAUGGAGCUUUUGCAUUUUCUUUCUUUCUUGAUUUCUCCACUGCCAUAGCUAAUUUCUAUAUACUUGUGCUGAGUUUCGCAAAUCUUACUUGCUUCUCUUUCCAACUUGUGUUUCUCUCUCUAUGGACUGCUCAAGAUUCGGUAAGGUUGUGGUCUGUUAGAGUUGACGAGAUCGAUUUUUAUGAUAGAGAUAUAGCUGUGGUAGUACUUGCUCAGCAUAUUCUUGUAACCUAUAUUGAGCAAAGUGUGUAUUCUUUAUGUCAUGGCCUCGAAAAGUGGCUCUAGAGCUCCGGUGAGUUUGCAACAAAGAGUUGUUAGUACUCAGCAUGCGACAAAGGCAAAUGAUCUCAUAUCUACUAACAAGCCCAAGCUGAUUAAUCCUGAGCAAUUCGGCGAACCUGAUAACGCGUGUCUUCUGUUGUCUAAAGAAGAUGCUGAGUCCAACAAAUCUCCAAUUAGUAAAAAAAAUUCUUUAAACGUUUCUGAUACGUCAGAGACCAAUAUUUCUUUCUCUGGGUCUGAAAGGGCAUCUAAAACUCAAGAUCUUGAGUUAACCGACAUUAGAAGCUCACUGGAAACAUCCAUUGAUCAGGGAAAGAAAUCAUCUGGUCUAGGGAGUGUAAAGGUUAGUGAUGGAACCAAUAGCCUUGAGAAAACCAGUGGAAGCACUAAAGUGAGCGAGCGUGGUGAGUUCGUUGAGAGUGGAAAGAGCAGCAUGUGUCGGGGAAGUACCAGCAGUGAUGUCAGUGAUGAGAGUACCUGCAGCAGCUUUAGUAGCAGCAUUAAUAAGCCGCACAAAGCAAAUGAUGUUCGAUGGGAAGCCAUCCAAGCUGUCCGCUGCAGGGAUGGCGCAUUGGGUUUAAGCCAUUUCAGGCUCCUAAAACGGUUAGGUUGUGGAGAUAUUGGGAGUGUUUAUCUGGCUGAGUUGAGUGGGACUAAAUGUUACUUUGCGAUGAAAGUAAUGGACAAGGCAUCUCUAGCAAGUCGCAAGAAGCUUGUUCGUGCUCAGACAGAAAGAGAGAUAUUGCAGUCGCUGGACCAUCCAUUCCUUCCUACUCUCUACACCCAUUUCGAUACUGAUAAGUUUUCAUGUCUGCUGAUGGAAGUCUGCCCUGGUGGAGACUUACAUACUCUUCGUCAAAGGCAACCAGGAAAGCACUUUUCUGAGCAAGCGGCCAAAUUUUAUGUUGCUGAAGUGCUGCUAGCUCUUGAGUAUUUGCACAUGCUUGGUAUUGUUUAUCGUGACCUUAAGCCUGAAAACGUCCUUGUUAGGGAGGACGGACAUAUAAUGCUCUCAGACUUUGAUCUUUCUCUCCGUUGUGCUGUUAGCCCAACUUUGGUAAAGACCUCGUCCUUAACUUCCGAUCCUCAGAAUAAAAAUUCCGCGUACUGUGCCCAGCCGGCAUGCAUUGAACCGGCUUGCAUUCAGCCAUCAUGUGUUGUUCCAACAAUGUGCUUUUCUCCACGCCUCUUUUCAAGCAAAUCCAAGAAGGAAAGGAAGCCCAAAAAUGAUGUUGGAAAUCAGGUUAGCCCACUGCCAGAGCUGAUUGCUGAGCCAACGAAUGCUCGUUCAAUGUCUUUUGUUGGAACACAUGAGUAUUUGGCACCGGAGAUCAUCAAAGGGGAAGGUCAUGGAAGUCCAGUGGAUUGGUGGACUUUCGGAAUCUUUCUAUACGAGCUCUUGUUUGCUAAGACUCCAUUUAAAGGGUCCGGGAAUCGAGCCACAUUGUUCAAUGUUGUCGGACAGCCCCUCCGGUUUCCAGAAUCCCCCGUUGUCAGUUUCCCUGCUAGGGACUUGAUCAGGGGCUUGCUUGUGAAAGAGCCUCAGCAUAGAUUAGGCUACAAAAGAGGUGCAACCGAGAUAAAGCAACACCCUUUCUUCGAAGGAGUUAAUUGGGCUUUAAUACGUUGUGCCAGCCCUCCGGACAUCCCAAAACCUGUUGAUUACGAGCACAUGCCUCUUCCAGCAAAUGAUAAGACUGCUACCACUGUUGCUGUUACGGAUCAGAAGAGUGACAAAUAUUUGGAGUUCGAUUUCUUCUAGUUAGAUACAAGUUUACCUUAAAUUAUGAAGGUGAAUUAUCUAGACCAUCAAUGGAAAAUGGUUGUGGAUCUCUUUUAGAGAGGUAACUUGAUGAAGAUCAGUACAAAUGUCGCUCCCUCCCAUGCUAUCGACUCAUAAACGCCCUUGAUUCAUGGUGGCCCUUAAAUGGUAUGUGAAGAAGUUUUUCUUUUUCUUUUUUCCCCUUCUUAUAUUUCCUUUAUUUUUGAGACUGUGGCAAAGUGUAUCUCCAUUUAGUUAACUACAUUGUUUGAAGCUGUAAAAAUUGUAUGGUUCCUAUUAGUUUGAGAAGCUCAGAACUGGAUGCCGCUUGGCCACAGGAUUGAAUGUCAAUGAAUGUAUAUUUUUCUUGUCA
Messenger RNA from Salvia miltiorrhiza (redroot sage), 2576 nucleotides. Its product is annotated as serine/threonine-protein kinase D6PKL1-like. Gene Ontology annotation, molecular function: ATP binding; protein serine/threonine kinase activity. The record is from RefSeq and is a predicted model, not a curated record. Bases 422 to 2203 code for a protein of 593 amino acids. Gene Ontology annotation, cellular component: cytoplasm; plasma membrane; nucleus. The transcript has 3 exons. Gene Ontology annotation, biological process: protein phosphorylation. Lineage: Eukaryota; Viridiplantae; Streptophyta; Magnoliopsida; Lamiales; Lamiaceae.